AUGGAACUAAAACCCCCUGAUAGAACGCGACAAAUCCACAUGCACUUUUACAAUCCUCCGGUAUGGUUCGAGGUUUCCAGUGCUUUUAAAGGUUGCUCAAAUAAAUGUUCAAUAUCGGUUGGAGAAGGUCUAGAUUAUUAUGAUAAAGAUGUUGUGAUAUUUUUCGGUCCACAUCUUAAUGGUCAACCAGUGGAGAAAAGACAAGGACAGAUUUGGGUCUUGAAUGGUAGGGAGCCACCUUCACAUUACAAUUUCCAAAUUUCAGAGUGGAUGGGACUUUUCAAUUGGACAAUGACUUAUCGGAGGGACUCGGAUAUCCCAAACAUGCGCGGACAUUUUGAAAAAAGAUUUAAUUCGUCUGCGCGCCUUCCAAAUGUGACUUCGAAACUUACAGGACGUAAAGAAAAUGUUAGUUCGACUGCCUGGUUUGUGUCAAAUUGUCACACGGAGAGUAAACGGGAAGAUUACGUUAAAAUUCUUAAAAAUAAGCAUUCUGUUGAUAUAUUUGGUCGCUGUGGUAAAAAUCAAUGUCGUCCCAGAAACAGCAUUCAAUGUCUUUCAUUGUUAGGACAGAGAUAUAAAUUUUAUCUCUCCUUUGAAAACUCACUUUGUAGGGAUUACAUUUCAGAAAAGAGUUUUCAAUUUUACACAGAGGGAAUUGAUGCUAUCCCUAUUACUCGAGGCUUUAAUGGGAUGUAUUCGUUAUAUUUACCUCCAGAAUCAUUUAUUGACACAAGUAAUUAUGAUAGUAUUGAUAAGUUAGUAACUUUUUUAGAUUAUCUUAGCAAACACGGUACACUGUAUGAACAAUAUUUUCAAUGGAGAAAAUAUUAUCAAGCGGAAUUUGACAGAUAUCAACAGUUCUGUGAUCUUUGUGAAAGGAUGCAUGAACCAGACGUAUAUACAAAAUAUCACAGGGUGUAUCAUGACAUCAAUAAUUGGGUUUUUGGUUCAUCCGAUGUCGCCAUGUGCACAAAAGUAAAUGACAUUGAAACUAAUUCCUCCUCAAAUGGAACAUCAAAACUGAUGUAUAAAUUUUUUCCAGAAAUACCAAACGUGAAAAGGAGAAAGUCUCUAUUUCGAUGA
This is a messenger RNA of Ylistrum balloti, 1086 nucleotides long. Its product is annotated as alpha-(1,3)-fucosyltransferase C-like. NCBI's taxonomy places the organism in Eukaryota, Metazoa, Mollusca, Bivalvia, Pectinida, Pectinidae. The record is from RefSeq and is a predicted model, not a curated record. Gene Ontology annotation, molecular function: alpha-(1->3)-fucosyltransferase activity. Gene Ontology annotation, cellular component: membrane. The coding region runs from base 1 to 1086 and encodes 361 amino acids. The transcript has a single exon.